Aquila chrysaetos chrysaetos is the source of this 2194-nucleotide messenger RNA. It is a transcript of the gene IGSF5, whose product is annotated as immunoglobulin superfamily member 5. Bases 387 to 1490 code for a protein of 367 amino acids. NCBI's taxonomy places the organism in Eukaryota, Metazoa, Chordata, Aves, Accipitriformes, Accipitridae. The transcript is spliced from 9 exons. Gene Ontology annotation, biological process: cell-cell adhesion. The record is from RefSeq and is a predicted model, not a curated record.
GGGGCCCGGCAGCUGAGAGGCGGCAGAGGUCGGUGCUCCUUCCCCGCGCCGCCUCGGGCAGCCGCCCUGCCGCCGGAGGGAGGUUUCCCCGGGGCGAGGAGGCGAGGGCCGGCCCGGGGCCCCUCGCUUGGAACGCCGCCGGCCGCCUCCUGCGUCCCCCAGGUGCAGGGUGCGAGCGGGGCUCGUCGUCAAAGGGAAAGCGGUCAGAGACACCCUCUCGGCGCCCGGGGAAGCAAUCCAGGUCACAUAAAGUCACAUUUUAUCACAAGACGCAAAGCAGCAGCUCAUUACCGAGUUUCUCGAUAAGUUCUGUCCUUCAGCUUCUGCUCAAGUAUGCAGUGACCGCUGGUGGCUUUCUGCCUUAGGGACCAGGGGAGAAUGCUCCAAUGGAGAGGUUCCAGAAGCUCAUUUUAAUUCCUCUCAUCUUAACUGCCUCGCUACCAGGUCUUGGCUUUUGUUACUCCAUUAUAAAUGGCCCUGCUAAUGCAACAGUCCUUGCUGGUUCAGAAGCCCGGUUUAAUUGCACUGUGUCGGUAGGAUGGGUAAUUCUCAUCUGGCUGUCCAAUGGAAAUCCUGUCCUCACUGUCAUCAAUUCUCAAGGAGCUGUUGAAACAUCAGACCGCUUCACGUCUCAGAAUUAUACCAGUAGCAAUGCAUUUACCUCAGAGCUGAUCAUCCACAACACCCAGCUGAGUGACUCUGGAAAAAUUGAAUGCAGCACUCAGCAACAUAGUGAGAAUAGCUUUGCGUUUCUUUCUGUUCAAGUUAAUGGAUCUUUAUUCAUCAAAAAUAGCACCUUAACAGUAAAAGAGAACAAAACAAUUGAAAUUGUUUGUGAAGCCUUAGGAUGGGCUCCAGCUCCAGACAUUACCUGGAUGACAAAUGACUCUUUCAUUGAUAAGUCAAGGUAUGUUACCCAGCACAGUCAAGGAUCUAAUGGCCUCCACAAUGCCCUGAGCAUCCUAACUUUGACUCCGACGGACACUGAGAUUUUGACUUGUUUAGCUGACAUAGAAGCACUCCCUAACCCUCAGAAUGCAACUGUAACUGUUAUUUUUGUCAACUCUACUCUAGAAAAUUAUUACAGUGAAGAGAGCAGAAGCACAUGGGUUAUUGUACUUGCAGUCGUGCUUUCACUUGUUGGUAUUAUUCUUCUGAUCAUUAUUAUUGUGGUUGUUGUACGCUGCUGCUGCCUAAAGAAGAAAGGAUCUACGUAUCAAAAUGAAAUAAGAAAAGUUUCAGCUGAGAAGAAAAAAGAUGGUGAUCUGGAAAACAGGCAAAGGCAUGGUAGCGAAAAUCAAGGAUACAUUCCAGAGGAACCGUGGAACACAGAACAAAUCCCAAGAAUUUCCUCUCUUCCCCCAAUGUCUUCAAAGUUCACUGUCCCUGCUGCGGAUUUACAUAACAGUUCCAUACCAAAGGUGCGACCUCAAAGACGUACCGAUUAUCUGAUCAGCCCAAAGAAAAUUAGAAACGUGACACUUGUUUAGGAUGUCCUUCUCCAGGAAAUUUCUCUAUCAUCAGUUGCAUUUUGCACAUUUGGAUGGCUUCCUGCAACGCAGAAAGGGUAACACCAGUUCUCUCAGUUUAAGCUAUAAGUUAUUUUUCUUUUUUUCCUCAUGCAAUGAAAUAAAAUUGCAACCUUUAUAAUGUAGCAUAUGAUAUCUCAGCAAAAUAAUGGACAUAAAUGACACCCUUAACUUGAGAGACAAUGAAUCUGAUGUGACUUUACAAGAACAAGAAUCCAUGCUUUGGAUCCCAAGGGAAUCAGCAAAACUCCUAUCAGACGGAAAUGUUAGGUUAUCCACAGCAAGAUCAGGGACUGGAACUGCAAGAGAUAUAUUAGUUCAGAAGAACUGGUUAAUAAUAAUAAUGGUUAAUACAAUAUCAUCUACUGCUUUUUUUAUGUACUUUAUUUACAGCUGAUCAUAUUGGGCUUAUAGAUCAACAACAUAUUUUAAUUUUUGUUCUGUAAUAAAACCAAGGGAAGUUUUCAUGAGGGCUGUUUCAAAAUUUCUAACAAAACUAAUUAAUUAAUUUGUUUCAUUUCAAUACAUUUUUUUGUUAAAGCUAUUUGUAUUAAAUCUGAUGUUCCAGUUUUAAAUAAAAAGCAAUCACCCGCAUGCCAAAAAAAUCCUAUUUUGAUUGAAAUGCAAAAAUCUUAAGCUGAAAAAUGUGGAUUUGAAACUCCUGA